Histoplasma capsulatum G186AR is the source of this 3479-nucleotide messenger RNA. RefSeq names its product glycosyl hyrolase. NCBI's taxonomy places the organism in Eukaryota, Fungi, Ascomycota, Eurotiomycetes, Onygenales, Ajellomycetaceae. Gene Ontology annotation, molecular function: acyltransferase activity, transferring groups other than amino-acyl groups; hydrolase activity, hydrolyzing O-glycosyl compounds. The record is from RefSeq and is a predicted model, not a curated record. The coding region runs from base 1 to 2793 and encodes 930 amino acids. Gene Ontology annotation, biological process: peptidoglycan turnover; carbohydrate metabolic process. The transcript is spliced from 4 exons.
AUGCGCGAGUUCGACUAUAGGCAGAUGGGCCAGCUCUUUGUCAUGGGCUUCGAUGGAACUAGCGUUAAUUCGGAAAUCCGCUCCCUGAUAGAGGACUAUCAUCUGGGUUCUGUCAUACUCACCGCUAAGAACUUGAAAUCGGCGGAAGAAACCACUAAACUUGUCUAUGAACUACAAACCAUCGCCCGGGAUGCUGGCCAUCCGGUCCCGUUACUGAUUUGCCUCGAUCAGGAAAAUGGCGGCGUUAACACUUUAUUCGACGAGAUUUACAUACGGCAGUUCCCCAGCGCCAUGGGGAUGGCUGCGACAGGCUCGAAAUCCCUAGCAAGAGAAGUUUGCAAGGCCACUGCCCAAGAACUCAGCGCCGUUGGUAUCAACUGGAUCCUUGGUCCCGUACUUGAUGCAUUGACGAAUGCCAGAAACCAGCCCCUAGGCGUUCGAAGCGUAGGAGAUGACCCGCAAGAGGUGUCCGCGUACGGAAUUGAGUUCAUGAAAGGCUAUCAAGAGGCAGGCUUGGUGACUUGCGGGAAGCAUUUCCCCUCAUAUGGUAAUCUCGAUUAUAUGGGUUCCCAGUCUGAUGUUCCCAUCAUCACGGAAACUAUUGAGCAGCUAAGUGUGAGCGCAUUGGUUCCUUAUCGGAAUGCGAUAACGCAUGGCAUAGAUUCAAUGAUGGUAGGAGGAUGUUCCAUGGCAUCAGCUGGAAUGACUGUCAUGCAUGCUUGUUUGUCAGAACAGGUUGUUGACGAACUCCUGCGGAAGGACCUAAAAUUCGACGGUGUGGUCGUUUCGGAAUGCCUUGAGAUGGAAGCACUCAGCUACAAUAUAGGCGUUGGCGGUGGAACGGUUAUGGCCAUGAAGGCCGGUUGCGACCUGAUCCUGUUGUGUCGAUCCUUCUCUGUACAACAGGAGGCUAUCAAUGGAUUGAAGCUAGGAGUAGAAAAUGGCAUCAUUAGCAAAAGCCGCAUACGUGAGUCACUACGAAGAGUUCUGGACAUGAAGUCGCGAUGCACAUCGUGGGAAAAAGCUUUGAAUCCACCAGGAAUCAGCCUUUUAUCGAAAAUGCAGCCGUCCCACACUAGCCUAUCUACUAGAGCGUAUAGCAGCUCGCUCACCGUUGUUAGAGACAAGCACAAUAACAUCCCGUUAUCUAGCGUUCUCGAACCGGAUGAGGAACUUCUACUCCUCACACCAUUGAUAAAGCCGUUACCAGCAUCUGCAAUGCUACUGUCGAUGACCACCGAAGUAAGUCGGGCAGGCCUAUCAGCGGAUGCCGCUUCAUGGGAGCGUAGUGCUUCUGUCAUGAGCGGCGAAAGUGUUUUCAAAGAGUUUGGGCGAUCGUUAGCUCGGCAGAGGAACGGGCGUGUUUUACACACCUCCUACACUGCCAACGGCGUCCGACCAGUCCAUGAAAAUUUAAUCGAUCGCGCAAGCGCUGUCAUAGUUGUAACGGCCGACGCCAACAGAAACUUGUACCAAAAUGGAUUCACGAAACACGUAUCACUAAUGUGCAAUUCUCAAUUUUCUCCCAACGGCGAGCGCCGCGCGAAACCCGUAAUCGUUGUAGCUGUCAGCUCGCCUUACGAUUUCGCCACAGAUCCAUCAAUCGGGACGUAUAUUUGCACCUACGACUUUACCGAAACAGCCUUGCAAUCGUUGGUAAAAAUUCUUUACGGAGAGCUAACGCCUUCGGGCUCACUACCUGGCUCACUUAGUCGCAACCAGAGACUCCAACAGUCAAGGCAACAUUGGCUAGUGGAGAACUGGAAUGAGGAUCGGGAUGCACAUGCCUUAGAUACCCUCCUAGAUAUUGUCCGAGAAGAUGGUACCCAGUGCCAAAGAUCCGAACUUGCUAGCGUUACCUCCACCACCUUCCUUCUCCGCAACAGCGACGUGGAAGAGUCCCACUUUGUUGUUCGAAAUAGCAGCACACAGGCGCUCUAUGGAUUUUGCUCUACGUAUUACUUCAAAUCCACAGGGACGGGCGUGAUCGGUGCACUCAUUGUCGACCCUUCCCGCCGACGAAUGUCCAUCGGCCAUUCCCUCCAUAACCGCGCAAUUCGGACACUGAUUCAACGGCCAGGCAUCCGUAGCUUCCAGCUCGGCUCACGUUUACCAGGCAUAUACCACGGAAUCCCUACAGGAAAUCCCACCGAGCGCAAAAGGCUUCGGCAGUGGUUUGCCAAUCUGGGAUGGAACACAGCCCUGUCACGUUCUGUAUGCAGCAUGGUGUUACGAAAUCUCGAAGACUGGUCACCACCGGAAGGAUUGACGAAAGUUCUACAGAGCUCGGAAGUCGACUACGAUCUCGUUUAUGGGUGGGAGUUUGCGGAUUCUGUCCUUGAUCAUGUGAAAACAACUUCGCGUGUUGGGGUCAUGGAGAUCUACAAAAGGGGGCUUGGCGGUGCUCCGGGUAGUGGGAUUAUUCGCGCUAAACGCCGGGAAGAUGGGACGAUACUGGGUAGUGUCGUUGUGUAUAAUUCCACGUCCGCGCUUGCGGAAUCCAUGCCGGCGCUUAAGGAUACUCGCACAAUUGCGGGAGGGAUUUCUUGUCCUGUGAUCUCUCCUUCUGUAGGGGAGUAUGCAACACUGGUACAGGGAUUGAUCUUGUUGGGAAUCAAGCAGAUUCGCAAGCAAGGGGCUAGGGCGGCUAUACUGGAUUGCCUAGAUCGAUCCUCUUCCCUCGAUGCACCUUUUACUAUCUACGAAAUAUCUUUGCUCUGGUAUAUGUAUCACCAAGUUAUAGAAACUUUCAGCCCCUCGGAUACGAAUAUCGGUCGUCCUAACCGCUGUUAGAUUGUAGAUUCAAUUCAACCUUCGACUCUACGCCUUUUUUCCUGUUUUUCCUUUCAUUUUCAUUCCUAUUCCCUUCAAACUGCUGAAAAUUUUGCAUUGAGCAAAAUAUUUUCUCAGAGCAGAUCUAUCCUAUCUUUUUGUAGCGCAUUUUCGGCCGGUGAGAUGAGAGGCUUUUUACUCAAUAAAAAAUAGUAUUUUUUCUCAUCCACAUCCUCAACUACCCCAUCACCACAACCACCCCGAGAGCCGUUCUUCCCAACUGCGACCCUUAAUUAACGCUAUAACGCCCGUUACAUGCCUACCAUGUGUUGCUUAUUCACCAGUUAUUGCUUUAUUUAUCGUGGCUUGUGUUGGUUUGGGGUCCAGCGUUCCUGGAUGAAAAGAUAUAACCUCUAUCCCUCUCGUUCGGGUACCAUAACCUACCUACCUCAUCACCAGUGCCUCGUUGUUCGUGGUCACAUCCAGCCCCCUUUUUUUUGUUUUGUUUUCACAUUUAGUUUUAGUGGUUCUAUUCUGUUGUUAUGCUCGCGGGACUUGCCUUUCUCCUUAGAUUAAUUCUGAGACUUUGUUUUUGGUGGAGGGAACUCUAUACCCUGUUGACAUUGGCCCUACAAGGAUCGUUAUUACCAUUUUAGGUAUACGAGUAUAUGAAGGAAGGCAGCCAUGAAUGCGAGGUUUUUAAUGAU